CGACAAUGGCGCCGCCCGCUACGAAACGCAGAAAGCUCGAGCAGUCCGAGGACGAGAGCGAGGGAAGCUUUGCUGAAUUUGAGGAGCUCGACAGCGCAGGUUCUGACAUUGAAGAGGAGGCGAACGGCGAAGACAGCGAUGUUUCGAUGGAGGGGCCUGCAGAAGGCGAAGACGUGAGCGACGAUGGAGAUGCAGAGGAAAGCGUUGCGCAGAGGAGCAAGACGCCAACAUCAGCUGCGUCGGUCACACCCGCGCAGAAAGCACCAAAGAGGCCAGCUGCGACACUCCAAGACGGUGUCUAUACUUCCGAGUCGUUCAAAUCGAACAUGUUCAAGCUACAGGUCGACGAGCUUCUGGGGCAGGUCAAGCCAAAGUAUGGCAAAAAGGAGGCACCGGCGGAGAAUGCCAUGCGCACAUUGAAGACGAUCAUCGAAUCGAUACCCAGUCGGGACGCUCUGCCAAUCCUAGAAGCCGAAAAGGCUCUCAAGUCUGCCGGCAUCGCGAUACCCUUUCCUAGCCCUCGUCCACUGAAAGACGCAAAAUACAAGCUUUCGUUCGAGCGACCGUCCAGCAUCAACGCAACCGGCAGCUACCCACUGAAAACUGCAACGAAGUCGGAUGAUGGCAUAGCGAUUGACCUCGUAGUCACCAUGCCGAAGUCGUUGUUUCAGGACAAGGACUACCUCAACCACCGGUACUUUUACAAGCGCGCAUAUUACCUGGCCUGCCUGGCUGCCGGUAUCAAGGGAGCGAAGAAGCACAAAUUCGAGCUGUCGUUCGAGAGCUGGCACGGCAAUCAGCUGCAGCCCAUCAUCGUAGUACGACCAAGCGGCAAUGGCGAUGCGGACGACUUCUCCAGCUCGAAGGCUAGGAUCAACAUCAUCCCGGCUCUGCCCGAGAACACGUUUGCGCCAAACAAAUUGCUGCCGAACUCGAAUGCCGUACGACCAAAGGGCGGCGAGGAGGAAGAGACCGCAGGCAAGUCAUUACCGCCGACGCCGUUCUACAACAGCACGUUGCAGUCAGACGCAAAUGUCACCGCCUAUCUGAAACUGCUGUAUGCGACGACUACAAAAGCUGAUGCGUUCAAGGAUGCUUGCACUCUUGGUCGCAUUUGGCUCAAGCAGCGUGGCUUUGGUGGUCGACUGCGAAAGGGUGGUUUUGGCAACUUCGAGUGGGCAGCUCUCGUAGCUCUGCUGCUGCAACCAAACCAGACGACUGGUGCACAACCACUGUCUCCUGGAUACAGCAGCUACCAGCUGUUCAAGGCCACUCUCCAAUUCCUCGCUCGUCAUGACCUGAGCAAGAAGGCUAUCGUUCUGCAGGCGCACAACAUCACCAUUCCCAAGGGUGACACUACACCCGUCUUCUUCGACGGGCCUCGUGGUCAGAAUAUUCUGUUCAAGAUGACACAGUGGUCGUACGCAUGCCUACGUCAAGAGGCAAAGGCGACCGUGGAUAUGCUGAGCGACACCGUCUUUGACCAGUUCGACUCGACUUUCAUCCUGAAGACAGAGCUCCUGAAGCUCAAGUACGAUGCCACUCUCGAGAUCCCUCUGUCAGCACUUGGCCUCGACUCAGCGAGCGAAGAGUACGACCAGCAACUCGGCGAUGCUUGCCGGAAGCUGUACGGCACCUUAAACCGUGCGCUUACUGACAGAGUUACAUCGGUAUCUUUCACAAUGCCAGAAGAAGACACUUGGUCGAUUGCCGCACGACGACCACAUGAGAAGCAGCGCAAGAGCAUCCUCGUCAACUUGGCGACUGACCCAGCAAAUGCCAAUCGAACAGUCGACCAUGGACCGGCGGCAGAGAAGAAGGAAGAAGCGGCAACGUUCCGCAAGUUCUGGGGCGAGAAGUCAGAGCUCAGACGAUUCAAGGACGGCAGUAUCACUGAGAGUGUGGUCUGGUCUCUCAAAGAUGCGUCAGCCUCUGUCAUUGAGCAGAUUGUGCGCUAUAUCCUCCAGCAACACAAGAUUGUGCAGUCAGCGGACAACCUCAGAUUCACUGGCGAUGCUUUUGCCCACCUUGUCAGUGCUGGGCGCAUUCAAGGCGCUUCAGGCGUGACACCGUUCCUGCCUAUCAUGAAUGCCUUCGCCACGAUGGAGAAGGAAAUUCGUGCUCUUGAAGGCCUGCCAUUGUCGCUGCGUUCAAUCAAAGCUGCGGAUGCACAGCUGCGCUACGCGUCUGUGGAGCCUCCUACUGCCGGCCACGCGCCUGCAUCGGUCGUGCUUCAGUUCGAGGGCUCUGGACGUUGGCCUGACGACCUCUGUGCUAUUCAGCGGACCAAGAUUGCUUUCCUGCUGCGUAUUGCAGACCUCUUGACCGAGACGGAGUCCGAGUAUGUCUCUCGUGUUGGUCUCGAGAACCCAUCACAGCCAGCACAGAACCAAGCUUUCCUGGACGUCACAUCCGCCGCAGGUUUCACCUUCCGGAUCCGCAUAUAUCACGACCGCGAAGUCACACUGUUCGAACGCCAACUCAAAGACAAGACCCUCGACGCGCCCUCCCGCGAAUCCGCAGCUGCAUCCCUCGCCCUCUACAAGCGUGAAUUUGUGCAAUCGCCACUCCACUCACAGGUCCUCCAAACACUCUGCACACGCUUCCCCGCUCUCUCACCCUCCAUCCGCCUCACAAAGCGCUGGUUCGCCUCACACCUCCUCACCCCACACUUCUCCCCCGAACUCAUCGAACUCCUCGUCAUCCGCACAUUCCUGCAACCCUACCCCUGGUCCGUCCCAUCCACAUCAACAACCGGCUUCCUGCGCACGCUCGCCUGGCUGGGCCGCUGGGACUGGCGCCACGAGCCGCUCAUCGUGGAUUUCAGCUCCACGUUCUCUGCCAACCCGGCAGAUCUUGACGAUGCAAGCCAGCAGAAGGGCAUGAAACCCAGCGAUCUCGAGCGUCUGCAGACCCGCUUCGAGGCCUGGCGCAGGAUUGAUCCGGCGAUGAACCGCGUCGUGCUCUUCGCAGCCACGAACCUCGAUGAAGAAGGCACGACAUGGACGGACAAAGCGAAGCCGGAGAAGGUGGUAGCCGCGCGCCUCACUGCCCUGGCGAAAGCUGCUUCCACGGCCGUGCGCGCAGACGAAGACCGGUUGUUGGCGCACAUCAACAGCAGUAAAGACGCCCCCACGCCCGCACUGUCGCCAGAAAGUCUGUUCACAGCCAGCACAGCCGAGUACGACAUCCACAUCAGUCUCGCUUCGAAAUACACCCCUUCCCACUCCAAAAAGCGGAAGAGCAUUUCGAACCAGCAGUUCAAGAAUCUCGAGAUCCAGCACGCAACCCUUAUCCAGCCCGCCAGCACCCCGCUGCCCGCGCUCUUCGCACAGGAUCUGCUCGACGUGUACGGCGAUAGUGUGCUGUGGUUCUGGGAUCCAGAGACGCUGGAUAAGAUUGUGGGGUUGUGGAAUCCGAUUUCGACGGGCCAGAGGACGUGGAAGGUUAAGCCCGGGUGGAAUAGUGUGCCUGUUAAGGUUAAGGUGUCUGAGGAUGAGAAGGAGAAGGGCAAAGAUGUUGAGAUCAGAGUGAAUAAGGAGGCGGUUUUGAAUGAGAUUAGGAGAUUUGGUGGGGAGUUGAUUAAGAGCAUUGAAGUCAAGGCCUAGUUUAGGAGGCGGUAGCUAAGCG
Macroventuria anomochaeta is the source of this 3630-nucleotide messenger RNA. RefSeq names its product Nrap protein. Gene Ontology annotation, cellular component: CURI complex; small-subunit processome; UTP-C complex. The transcript is spliced from 2 exons. The record is from RefSeq and is a predicted model, not a curated record. The coding region runs from base 6 to 3608 and encodes 1200 amino acids. Lineage: Eukaryota; Fungi; Ascomycota; Dothideomycetes; Pleosporales; Didymellaceae. Gene Ontology annotation, biological process: tRNA export from nucleus; rRNA processing.